AAAGCAGCCAACAGGGGAAGCAUAUAUCGAGUUGUCAUCAUUUCGAGAUAUUAAUGCGGCCAUGAGACGACAUAGGGACAGAAUUGGUACCAGAUAUGUUGAAAUAUUUGAAUCCAAGUCUAGCAUUUUGGAGAAAGAAAAGAAAAACGGAGCAACAAACGAGUUUGGAUUUAACGAAAAUCGGAAGGACCGACCACGAGGCAGGCUUGUCGAACGGAACUCUUUUGACCGAGGAUUUGAUCGUUCGUUUGACCGAGGCGGUGGCGGAAUGUGCGGUCGCGGAAGCUUCAGUGGUGGCGGAAUGGGCUUCUCCGGUGGAAUGAGCAUCUCGGAUUUUGCACGGGAGCGCGGAUUUGGACAAGAGCGUGAUUUUCGUGACCGAUCUUUUGGGCGUGACUCCGGAUUCGGGCGCGACUCCGGAUUUGGUCGUGAUUCUGGAUUCAGGCGGGACUCAAGUUUUGGUAGGGAUUCAAGAUUUGGACGGGAUGAACGACCUUUUGGACGAGAGCGAGAGCGUAGCAAGGAUCGGGGACCUCCGAAGAGUGAGGCUAGUCCCUACUGCAUCAAGCUACGUGGACUACCCUGGACUGCUACUAAAGAGGACAUCAUCGACUUCCUUCCAGACUGUAAUGUCCUCAACGGGGUACAUGGAGUUAUACUCAUCAUUGAAGAAAAAAGGAAUAGACCAAGUGGAGAUGCCUAUGUGGAGGUGGAAUCCAGUGACGAUAUUGCUCCAGCUCUUAAACAGCACAAGAAGAAUCUAGGAUCAAGGUAUGUUGAAGUAUUUGAAGCGAGUAGCAAGGAUGUAGCGCGAGCUAAGGAUCGGGAGCUUGAGACAAAGGCGCGCCGGGACGGAUUCAUGGUCAAUCUUAGAGGACUACCUUACAGUACAACUGAGCGAGAAAUCAAAGACUGGGUUUCCGAAGUAGCAGAAGCACUUGAUGUAGUAAUUCCAGAUGACAGACGAGGACGACCUUCUGGUCAGGCCAUGGUGUACUUCAGAACAGAGUCAGAGGCCAAAGAGGUCGCCACAGAGAUGCACAAACGAGAUCUAGGGAAGAGGUAUAUAGAAUGCUUCUAUGAGCCUGACAAGGAUAAAAAAUGAACCCCCGGGUCUGGAAUCCUGGCUACGUGUGAAUAUGUUCUCUGCAUUCUUCUUUCUUCCUGUCACCUUUGUUAUCAAGCUCAACUCGUGUUAAAUAUUUUUAUGUAGGGUUACCCUCAAAGGCCGAGACGUUAGAGAUGACUGUGCGGAACGUAUUCUGUUUGUUUCCUAAUAUUCACGAUUCCCUGCAAACUUGAAAUCUUUGUUCCGCCAAAUAAUUAAAUAUUAGAAUAUUUAUGGCAGAAAUCUUAAUUUAACCUUGGGAUCGUCAUAAUAUCUGAGUUUUACAUCGUCUUUCUUGUCUCAUCGUUGUUUGGUAACCCUGUCUUAGUGUUUUGUAUUUAUCUCAUUUCACAGACUUUUUCCAGAAAA
Messenger RNA from Eurytemora carolleeae, 1477 nucleotides. RefSeq names its product heterogeneous nuclear ribonucleoprotein H. Gene Ontology annotation, biological process: regulation of RNA splicing. Gene Ontology annotation, cellular component: ribonucleoprotein complex; nucleoplasm. The record is from RefSeq and is a predicted model, not a curated record. NCBI's taxonomy places the organism in Eukaryota, Metazoa, Arthropoda, Copepoda, Calanoida, Temoridae. Gene Ontology annotation, molecular function: RNA binding.